AAACGCUUGAAGUCACAUCGUAAAAAAAAAAUCGACAGUAGAACUCACAGCUAUGUUUAAUAGUGAAAGUAAGAGCAUUUCCACAUGCACAAUGCGACGAGAACUUACAGGAUUGGGACUAAACAGCUGUGUGGCCACAAGAAAGCCACUUGUUAGUGAGGCUAAUUGGGAAAAAAUGACUUCAGUUUGCUAGGGAGUAUAAAAAUUGGACUGUGGAGCAAUGGAAAAAGGUCAUGUGGUCUGAUGAGUCCAGAUUUAUCCAAUUCCAAAGUGAUGGGGGCAUCAGGGUAAGAAGGGAAGCGCAUGAAGCGAUGUACCCAUCAUGCAUAGUGACCACUGAACAAACCUCUGGAGGCAGUGUUAUGAUCUGGGGUUGCUUCAGUUGGUCAGGUCUAGGAUCAGCAAUGAUAUGUGGCAAUAAAAUUAAGUCAGCUGACUACCUGAAUGUACUGAAUGACCAGGUUAUCCCAUCAAUGGAUUUUUUUCUUCCUUGACAGUACAGGCAUAUUCCAGGACGACAAUGCCAAGAUUCAUUGGGUUCAAAUUGUGAAAGAGUAGUUCAGGGAGCAUGAGGAAUCAUUUUCACACUUGAAUUGGCCACCACAGAGUCCUGACCUUAACUCCAUUGAAAGUCUUUGUGAUGUGCUGGAGAAGGCUUUACGGAGUGGUUUAAUCUCAGCCAAAAAUUGAUGCAACUCUGGUUGGAAUUAAAUGUUGUGAGUGACGUUGCAUAAGGUUGUCGAAACAAUGCCACGAUGAAUGCGUGCCGUAAUCAAAGCUAAUGCGGUUCGACGAAAUAUUAGAGUAUGCAACUUUUUUUUUUUGGCCAGGCAGUGUAUAUUGCAGGAUACCAUUUUCACUGCUUGUUGUGGAGGGUCUUGCCUUGUUGGAUCUGGGAGUGUCACCUUACUCAGGAGAUGUGUUUCAUGAAACACCCCUUAUCAUAUACCUCUUUCAUUUUACAGUCGAUUAUGCAGAGAUUGUGUUCAUUAUAGUAGAUGGAAUCACAGCGGUGGCUCUGUAUCUGGCAAUCCAGAUUUAUAACAAGAAUGUGUUUAGAAAACAGAAGUAUGCCUUGGAAUCAGACCGGUAUCCACAUGACUGUUUGGAGCUGUUACAUUCUCCCAAGGAGAUGCUCUACAUCCCUCUCAAAGUUGCCAUGUUUUACCUGUUAAACCCCUUCACCAUUCUGUCUUGUGUGGCAAAGUCGACUUGUGGACUAAACAACGCGGUUAUUGCGCUCUUCAUUCUCUGUACAUUAAAAGGUAGUGCCUUGUUGAGUGGGAUAUUCUUGGCCUUAGCCACAUAUCAGUCUAUAUAUCCUCUGACGCUGUUUGCUCCUGCACUGCUGUUCCUCCUACAAAGGUUAUAUAUCCCAGUAAACCCGAGGAGGACUAGUUUCUGGUUUUUCACCGCACAGUAUGCCUUCAUAUAUGUGGGCAGUCUGUUGGUGAUCACUGGCCUCUCAUUCUUUCUCCUGGGCUCCUGGGACUUUAUUCCUUCUGUCUAUGGAUUCAUUCUCUCUGUUCCUGAUCUCACUCCAAACAUCGGACUCUUCUGGUAUUUUUUCGCCGAGAUGUUUGAGCACUUCCGUCUGUUCUUCAUCUGUGUCUUUCAGAUUAAUGUCUUCUUCUACACCAUCCCUCUCUCCAUCAAACUCAAGGAGCAUCCAGUGUUCCUAAUCUUCAUGCAGAUUGCCAUUAUCUCCAUCUUUAAAUCUUACCCCACCGUGGGAGAUGUUGCUCUCUACAUGGCGUUUCUGCCUGUCUGGGGUCACCUCUACAGAUUCUUAAGAAACAUCUUUCUGGUGUCAUGUGUGCUGUUGGUGUGCUCUGCACUCUUCCCUGUGCUCUGGCAUCUCUGGAUCUAUGCUGGCAGUGCCAACUCUAACUUCUACUACGCCAUUACGUUGCUCUUCAAUGUUGGACAGAUCCUACUGGUGUCUGACUAUUUCUACGCCUACCUGCGUCGAGAGCAUCACCUGACUCACGGCCUCUACCUUAAGAAGAAAGACGGCACUGAGGCCACACUAGUGUUAAAGUGACCUUCAGUCACUGGACUGAGAAACCUCACCGACUGCCUCAAACUCAUCAUCAUUUCUCUACUUUUUUUUGUUUAUUUUUUUGAUUUUCACAACAUUUUCUUUCUUUAUUUUUCUUUACCUCUUUUUCACUUUCACCUCUAUUUGCUUCCAAUAUCUUGUUUGUUCUGACUUUUUUUUCAAACCCAGCUUUUUCUUUUGCACAUUUGAGAGCUUUACCUCAUCUUUGGAUAUGGACCAAAGCAGUUUUGUAAUGGACUUUAUUUGAAGUAGGGGGUAUGUGAGUGAAUAAAGAACUCUACUAAACCUCUGUUCCCAUGAAUGAGGGAAUUAAAAUGUCAGAGGUGGGCAGAAAGGUUAUGCUAAGUUAUAAUUUCAGUUAUUUGUACUUUUAAUUUGGUUUAUAUUUUGUUCUUUGUAAGUAUCCAUUUUCUUUUUUAUAUUGAACUUAUUUUGGUUGGACAUGCAGCUUGAAGUCAUGGUCAGCAGGGGGCAUAAUAUGAAUGUGAAAUGACAAUACUAACAUGGACUGCAAAAGGCUCUGACUGACCCCUCAGAGCCUUUGGGCAUAUAUUGGACUGCCCGACAUGUAGAGCUGGUUAUGUACGAAGGAGCAUCUUAAAAGAUAACUCUCUGAAUUGGUGGAUUUCAAGAAAAUGUCCAUGUCAGAUUUCACCACAAAAUCAAAAGAAUUUUUUUUUUUUUUUUUGGGGGGAAGUCAAAAUGACAGUAAUGACAUUCUAGUCAUUUAAUCACCAUUGAGAAUAAUGGGAAUAAAUACAUUUGAAAAAGUCCCUUAAAAGUCAAACCAAAAAAAUCCAGAAAUCCAGUUUAUGUAAAGAAGAAUUUUGGGGAGAAAUUGUCAUGACAAUAUAAUGUUACAAUGUAAAAACUGUUAAUGGUACUAAAAUAGGUAUACUAUAUAAUUUUGUAUAGUUUUCUUUUAAUUUUGGAGUGAAAUGUAACCUGGAGAUUUACCCAAAAUAUGGUUCUCGCUUAGACUUAUCCAUUGGGAAAUUAUUUGUUUUUGUUUUGCUUUUUGCCUCCCUAACAAUUUUGCAGUCUGUCUGACGAAUGUGAGUUGCGUACAUUUUUUAAUUUGGUGCUUUUUGUGUUCUUUAUUUUCUUUUCUUUAAUUCUUACAAAAUGAGGGAUUAACAUGCACUGACUUUUUAUUUACUUUAACAUUGGCACGCUUUUGAAUUGGGUUUACUGUUCUGUUUUAUUUCUUGUCUGAUUGGAAAGUAGCCACCUAGUUACUUUGAUAAGGAAGAAUGGCAAACUCCCAGUAAACUUUUGACCGAACUCCACAACACAAUGUGACACAACACAAAAACCUUGAGUGAUUUGAUCAAUUACACAGCUUUUCAAUAGUCCCUCUUAUGGUCAGCCCUACCUAGAUGGAAUUUUCCAUUACCUGUAUCGCUUCCCGACUUUUCUCAUAUAAUCCGCCCUUUGACCAAGGAGGAAGAGUUUAACAUCCGGAAGUCUUUUCAAGAUAUUGAGGUCAGCUGUUCCAAAGUUUAGUGUGUGAAAGUUAUAAUUUUAGUCAUAAAAGAUGGAGAUACCCAAGGUUUACAAACAAAUGCUCUAUCUAUGUUUUGAUAUUUGUAUUGUACAUUACUUUUACCCUAUAAGAUGGAAGGAAUUAAAUUGAAAAGCCUAUAUUCUUUUUAUAAACAACAGCUGAACCAUCAUCAGUAUUUGUCUGUACACUGAACAAGAAACCAUUUUGGCUAAUACAGCAUAUAGACAGAAACUAUUGACCUUGAUAAUAUCACUAUAAAUAUAGAGCAGAAAUAUUAAAUGUGCUCUUCAACCAGAAACAUUGUAAACUUGGAUAUUAAUGUUGGACUACUGAGAUUAUGCCUUUGCUUUUUAUGCGUUUCGUAUUAGUCCACAUUGUGGCCUUUCAUCAUUCUUUUGGAUUUUUUUGGCAAAAAUCCCACAUUAAAUUUUGGAUGAACAAAUGUUGCAUGGACUUAAGUUGAAAAAUGUGCUCUCAGUACCAGAUGGGAAACAUUAGUAUGCACGAUUAAGGGCCAAUCUCCUGCUCGCAUAUGACAUGGAACUGCAGAGGAAUUUGGUUGUUUCUUUCAAACAUUAUGUGUCCAGGAAUUUUUUGAAUAACUAAUGUCAGCAGUUGAAAAUGUGGACACUCAAGUAUUAUUCAUUACUUGACCUCUGGUGUACAUUACUCUAGAUCUCAUUUUGGACUGAGGGUGGACUUUAGGUCAUUUAUAAUGUCAUGACACUGAUUUUAAAUGAUUUGUAAAUUAUGUGUUGAAAUGCCAAUAAAGAAUGUUUCUCAAUU
Molecule: messenger RNA, 4355 nt
Organism: Myxocyprinus asiaticus (Chinese sucker)
Lineage: Eukaryota; Metazoa; Chordata; Actinopteri; Cypriniformes; Catostomidae
Product: phosphatidylinositol glycan anchor biosynthesis class U protein-like
Exons: 12
Coding region: 782-2044 (420 amino acids)
Biological process (GO): protein localization to cell surface; attachment of GPI anchor to protein
Cellular component (GO): GPI-anchor transamidase complex; membrane
Source: RefSeq, a predicted model, not a curated record